Molecule: messenger RNA, 1972 nt
Organism: Stomoxys calcitrans (stable fly)
Lineage: Eukaryota; Metazoa; Arthropoda; Insecta; Diptera; Muscidae
Product: carboxypeptidase N subunit 2
Exons: 1
Coding region: 196-1887 (563 amino acids)
Cellular component (GO): extracellular matrix
Molecular function (GO): protein binding
Source: RefSeq, a predicted model, not a curated record
UUUGCUUCUGCAAAUAAACAAAGCAAACCAGAUAAAUCCCAAGUAAUUUAAACAAACACUUCCUUGAAAGGCGAGCGCUGAAAAGAAAAAUCCAUUUUUAUACAGAGUUUAGUUUCGAAUUAAAGCCGAACGUUUAAGGAAGACAACGGGAAUUGAAAAUAAAAAAAAAAAAUAAACAACACCAAAAAAAGGGCCAUGAUUUUUCAGGGAGCAAUAACGCUGCUGCUCCUUGCCUCCAUAUACUGCUGCUGCAGCUGGGCCGAGGAUGUGGUGCUCAAGUGUGAUGAGUACAAUGACAAGAUUGGAGGUAUGGAGAAAUUUUGUACCGUUUCGGGCUUUCAAGUGACGCAUUCGCAAAAUGUCAAAAUUACUCCCUAUGCGCGGGCGAAUCAAACAAAUUUUAUGAAAUUCUACAAUUCUGUGUUAUUGGAUAUACCUGCGAAAUUGUUCGAUGUCUUUAGUAGUCUCAAGACCCUGGAUGUUUCACACACGGAAAUUGAGGAUAUUUCACGCAACACCUUUACUUCAGCCAGCCUGUUGACCACCUUAAAUCUCAGCCACAAUCUUAUAGAGAAAAUCAACACCUCAGCCUUUGUGGGGGCCCAUAACCUUAUGAGACUGGAUUUGAGCUACAACAAACUGCACACCUUGGGAUCCCUGGCCUUUAGGGGUCUGACGAAUAUGAACAAGGUGAUCCUGUCACACAAUGCGCUGACCACCAUACCCAGUGACUUGUUUAUGGACAAUACCUACAUGGAUGCCGUCUAUUUGGACAACAAUCAAUUGGAGGAAUUAAAACCGGAAGUCUUUCAUGCUUUGCGUCAUAUACGCGAUCUGAAUGUGGCCAAUAAUCAUUUGAGAAGCUUUGAUCCACAGACUUUUCAACAUUCCUAUGGGCCGGAGACCUUGAUAUUGGCUGGCAAUGAACUAAAAGACUUCCAGUUGACCAAUAAGACUAUUACCAAGAAAUUGGAUUUGGAUUCCAAUCAAUUGACCAGCCUCUAUGUCAAUGGAACCUCACUCAUAACGGCCAUUAACAACUCCAUAUGCCAGGUAGUGCUCUUCAAUAGCCAGGGGGUGAAUACCCUGAUUUUGCAGCACAACAAUUUGACGGACAUGAAAAACAUCACCAUAAUGAGCCACCUCACCGAAUUGGAUUUGUCCUAUAACCCUGUGGGUACACCCAAUGUGACCACCUUCCAGAAUCUCGUACAUCUCACCUCGUUGUAUCUCAGAGCCACUGGCAUUCGUAAGCUAUCGUUUGGCAUGUUUUCCAAACUCCCCAUGCUGAGUGUGCUGGACUUGGCCUACAACAAUUUGACCGACUUGAAUUUGGACAUCUUUGUACCGGCCAAUGCCAAUCUGCGCUCGUUCUAUGUCGAUGCCAAUAAUCUGACCGAGAUAAAGGGCAAAUACAGCUUUGCCAAGGCCUUCCCCCUGCUGGCGGAUUUGGGUAUUUCCCGCAAUCGCUUCAACUGCACCUAUCUGCAUUGGCUGUUGAUUGAGCCCCAGAUGAAUGAGUAUACCAAACUCAAUAUCGAACAUGACUUUAGUGGUCGCGAGCAAACCCAUAUACGUGAUGUCACCUGCAUAUCGCACAAAGAGGAAGAACUGGAAAAGGCCGAACAUGAUUUGGAAAACUCUAGGCAAUUUCAAAAUUCCAUGCGGGAGUCCUUGGCCACCAUGUCGGAGCAUGCCAAGCAAAUGCAGACAUAUCUGCUGGUGCUCUCCCUCAUAUUAUCCUGCCUGGUGGUUCUCGUGUGCGUGGUGUGUGUGCUGGGCGGUACCCAUUACUGGAGGACACAGCGCGCCAAGUACUUUCAACGACGUGGAGGCGUCAUAGUAUUUAAUUCCAAUGCCACCGUCAACACCCAUGUGGAGCAGUAGUAGCAGCAGUGCAAGGGCGUAUUAAUUGUUAAAAAUAAAAAGUUGAUUUAAAAUCUAUUAGAAAUAAAUAAAUAAUUUAAAUAUA